AUGUCGGAUGGAGAUUGGAUAAACGAUCCCAACUUUGUUGGCGGCAACUCCAGCGAUGACUUUUUAAAUUCGAUAUUCGACCAAAGCCAAGGUCAACUGCAAAACGAACCUCAGCCACAACCUCAGCAACAAGUUCAGCCUCCUCAAGGACUGUUUGUUCAACAGCAGCAACAGCAACAGCAGCAACAGCAGCAACAGCAACCGCUUUAUGGUACUCCGCCGGUUAUGUCUAAUCAACAAACUCAACCGAGUCAGCAGCACCAACAGAUGCCCCCGCAACAGAUUUCAGAUCCUCAAGAUUACAGCGCAAUGUUGAAUAUGAGGCAACAGCAAAUGGCCCUGCAAUCCAACGCAAGUAAGCAGGAAAUGUUGUUGAAGAUGAAGCAGCAGAUCUAUAGGCAAAAGAUGCAGGCCCAAGCCCAGGCUCAAGCGCAGGCUCAGGCUCAAAAUCAAAGCCAAGCUCAACCGCAGGGUCUGUCACAAAGCUUCCAGGCAAACGUAUCUGCUCACGGAUCGCCGAUGCCAUCUCAGAUCUCAACCCCGAUGCCACAGCAAGGCACGCCGCACAUUCCAAGCGGUAAUGUAGGCGUGAACUUGAACACUGCAAACAGCUUCCCAUCUCAGUUCCAGCAAGACCAGGGGCCACAAUCACAACAGAGUCGACCCCUUGCUCAGUCUCUGCAGCAGCAACUGCAGCAGCAAGUGCAACCACAACAAGGAGCAAAUCAGUCUACGCAGCAACAACAGCAACAGCAACAGCAGCAGCAGCUCCAGCAGCAGAGGAUGCAGAGGCAGAACAUGAGUCAUCAGAUAAACAGCGAAAUCUUCCACUCGUUAGUGUUUGACUACCUCCAGCGUCGAGGGACGCCCAUCAAACUGCCUCCAAUGGUGAAUAGCAAAAGAAUGAAUCUCUUCAUGCUUUAUUUGUUAUGCACCAAGUUAGUAGGUGCCAACCAAUUGAAAAGAUUCAUAAACAUGAAUCCGGCACAAAUGCAACAGAACCCUUGGGCUUUAAUAGCCUCGCGAAUGGGAUUCUACGAAGGCGUAAACUUGCAAGAGCCUGGCACUAAGGAAAGAAUUGAUCAAGAAGUUUGCAACUGCUACGCAACAUUUAUUCUCCCUUACGAGGAAUACAGUGCCACUCCCGCAGGUCAAAGAGAUCUUGUGCAGAGGAGGCAAAUAUUCCAGCAGCAAAUUUUGCAAAAGAUGCAACAGGCGCAGCAAGCACAGCAAGCACAGCAAGCGCAACAGGCCCAACAGAGUCAAUCUUCUUUACAACAACAACAACAACAACAACAACAACAACAACAACAACAACAACAACAGCAGCAGCAGCAACAACAGACUCAUCCGUCACAACAACAAAACCUAAUGCAGUUGCCCCAACACCGGCAACAAGUCCCACCGAGUGCAUCCCAACAGUUUCAAUCCGGACAGCAGAAUCGUACUUUCUCGCCAGCAGCGGGUGUUCCUACUCCAGUUGGCGGCCAGACGAGUCAUCAAAGUCCGUUGAUAAGCAACGCUCCCACUCCUCAACAAAGAAAACUUUCAAAGACAGGCAAUUCUACUGCUCACAAUUCCCCAUCGCUCAACUCGCCCUUUGUGCAAAACAUGCAAGGUCAACAGCUCAGACCGCAGCUUCAGCAACAACCACCUCAACAACCACAACAAAUGCAACAGAUGCAACAACCACCUCAACCACCUCAACCACCACAGCAACAACAGAUGCAACAAAUGCAACAGAAAUCUCAGCAUGGGUCUCCUCAGCAACGGGCGCAAGCUCCUUCUCUGAUGUCUCAGCAGCAGUUUCAAAAACAGCAACAGCAGCAACAACAACAAGCGUAUUACCAACAGCAGCAGCAGCAGCUUUUCAAGCAACAACAGCAGGCGCAAUUUCAGCGACAACAACUAGAAGCUGAGCAACGGCAAAGGCAUACGCCCCAGCAGCAGCAGCAACACCAGCAGCAACAACACCAGCAACAGCAGCAGCAACAGCCACUUUUCAAUGAGUAUGGAAAAAUGUCCGUUGGCAGUCAGCAGCAGAUGAAACACGAAGUGUCCAAAGAAGAAGCUAAUAUUCUUCGAAACUACAUUCCGUACAAGAGAAUCAUUGACACUCAUGGAUUUCACACUAUCAAAGAGCUUUCUCACUUGGCCGGUGAAAUUGAAGCUACUAAACCAAUAUAUUUGUUUGCUCCCGAGUUGGGAAUGAUCAAUUUGCAAGCAUUGACAAUGUCGAUCAAGAGCUACCACGGUGUUCAAAGUGGAGAAGUUGUCAACGCAUUAAACACCUUGCUUGUGACCACUUCAGACACCAACUACACUUUCCAGAUUAGAGACUGCCUAGACUUGUUGGACGCGUUGAGUAAAUUGGGCCAGGAAGUGUUGCACAAGAUAAUCUAUGGCGUGUUCAAAACCAGCGACGUGGUGGAUGACGAUGUGACGAAAUUGAACUCGAAGAGCAAAAUCGAUGAGGUUUUCGCAAAGUACGUUCAGGGGCACGGCGAAGACAUUCUGUACAAAGUGUGUUCAUUGACAGGAGAGGUUGCCUCCGACGAAGAAGAUAUGGUUAAUGAUUUGUUUGACAUUGACGAGCCUGAGUCGCCCAUUUCUCCCUCAUCGGCAACGGAGGAGCCCACGGAGUUUCACAUUGAUGACUACUCGUAUGCUCUCCAGAUAUUCAAGGAAGAGAAUAAACACCAUUUCAGCAAGUUGCAAGUGAAAAGCGCGGACGACAACCAAGUGAUGUUGAUUGACGAGUUGAUUACAAUCACGAUGAUCUUGAGAAACAUUUCAUUUUCUGAAUUUAAUAAGGAGGUGAUGGCUGGAAAUUGGAUUUUCAAGGAUCUUUUAUUUUCCAUUAUCAAAAACAUUGGGUUGCACAGGGACAAGUUCAGAUUCAGUAGGAAAAGGUUAUGCUUGUUGAAAGAUUGCCUCUUGUUGUUGGAUAACAUUGCAUUCCACACCCACUUGCAGUCGUUGGAAGAAGCAUUUUUGUCCUUUGCGUUGAUUUCAAGUUUCGGGCCCGCGAUUGAGCACGUUUGGAACAUUCCCCGCUGCAGUUUAGACACACAUACGUAUUUCUCCUUUGCGAUCGACUCAUUCACCAAGUUGUUGGUGCGGGAACCAUACAACCGGUCGCUCUUCCAAGCCAUGCUCAAUGGAACCUUAAACUUGGGGUUGACUACGAGCUACACUAAUAACUUUGUUGUCAGCCAGCAGGACCAAGAAAACACGAGAAAGUUGAUUGGCUUGUACUUGAAGAAAAACAACGGGCAGUACAAGACAGGAAUAUUGCUUACUAGAGCAUUCCAGUUGUACAUGAGCAUCAUACCCUACGACGCCAACAGUUUUGAGUUUUCCAAAUUCGUCUUUGUUCGCGCACCAACUGUGUCUCAAAUGUUGUUUGGAGUGAAAUUGAUUAUAGACAUGGCGCCAGUUGAAGAUUUGCACACGCCCUUGAACAAGUUGACCUUGUACUGGAUUUUGGAAAACAGAGAGUUGAUCCUCGGCAACUUUGCCAGAAUCGUGGUGGCUCUCUCUGCCGAGACGGGGAAAUUCCCACGAGGCUCAGCCGAGCACUCCAUCUUGUCGUCGAGCUUGACGAAAGCUCUCUUGGUGGUCAACUCCCUUGUAGACAAUGCCGUUAUUGCCAAGAAUAUCGAAGACGCUACCCACCACCACUCGGAGUUGAUGGAGAAGUUGACGGAUUGUUACGCAUUGCCGAGAAUCAUCCCCGACGUCAACUUGACCUUGGACACGUUCCUCGCUCCGGCCAUCGACAACGCCUUGGGCGACGAGAUUGUGCGGUUGUUGAGGUACUUGAAGGAUUUGAAAGCCUGCGAAAGCAUAUAG
Messenger RNA from Lodderomyces beijingensis, 3855 nucleotides. The record is from the annotation of a GenBank genome assembly. NCBI's taxonomy places the organism in Eukaryota, Fungi, Ascomycota, Pichiomycetes, Serinales, Debaryomycetaceae.